AUGCAAGAACCAAACUUGGGCAUGAUGGGAAGUGGAAGUGGGGGUGCACUUGGUGGUUUAAGCAGUGGAGAAAUGUCUGUGUCUUUAUCAGGUGAUCAGUUUCGCCAACUCAAGGCAGAAAUAGCUAUACAUCCUUUAUACGAGCAGCUAUUAGCAGCUCAUGUGUCUUGUCUUCGAGUAGCUACACCAAUUGAUCAGUUACCACUUAUAGAUGCUCAGUUAUCACAAUCUCAUCAUCUUCUUAGGUCUUAUGCUUCACAGAAUAACCAACAUGGUCAUUCUCUUUCUCCCCACGAAAGGCAAGACCUUGACAACUUCUUGGCACAGUAUUUGAUAGUAUUGUGUACUUUCAAAGACCAGCUUCAACAACAUGUCAGAGUCCACGCUGUUGAAGCUGUCAUGGCCUGUCGUGAAAUUGAGACCACCUUACAGGCUCUCACUGGUAUGACUCUAGGAGAAGGUGCGGGUGCAACCAUGUCUGACGAUGAAGAUGACCUGCAAAUGGAUUUCUCUUUAGAUCAAUCAAGUGCUGAUGGACAUGACAUGAUGGGAUUUGGACCUCUGCUUCCUACAGAAUCUGAAAGGUCCUUGAUGGAGAGAGUUCGGCAGGAAUUGAAGAUUGAACUAAAGCAGGGUUUCAAAUCAAGAAUCGAAGAUGUCAGGGAGGAGAUAUUGAGAAAAAGAAGAGCUGGAAAACUACCAGGUGACACUACUUCAGUGCUGAAAAAUUGGUGGCAGCAACACUCCAAGUGGCCUUACCCAACUGAAGAUGACAAGGCAAAACUUGUGGAGGAGACAGGGUUGCAACUAAAGCAGAUCAACAAUUGGUUCAUCAACCAAAGGAAGAGGAACUGGCACAGCAACUCUCAAUCAGUGACAUCUUUGAAGUCCAAGCGCAAGAGGUAG
Molecule: messenger RNA, 906 nt
Organism: Dovyalis caffra
Lineage: Eukaryota; Viridiplantae; Streptophyta; Magnoliopsida; Malpighiales; Salicaceae
Source: the annotation of a GenBank genome assembly